Molecule: messenger RNA, 1069 nt
Organism: Amborella trichopoda
Lineage: Eukaryota; Viridiplantae; Streptophyta; Magnoliopsida; Amborellales; Amborellaceae
Product: accelerated cell death 11
Biological process (GO): ceramide transport; intermembrane lipid transfer
Cellular component (GO): membrane; cytosol; cytoplasm
Molecular function (GO): ceramide 1-phosphate transfer activity; ceramide 1-phosphate binding
Source: RefSeq, a predicted model, not a curated record
CCUGAGGUUUGUAGAGGACCCUCUCGUCCGGUCAAAUCGAAGCAUGCAAAUCGAAUCUCGUUCCUUCAUUCGUAUUCGCGCUAUUCAUUUUUCUCUCCUCUGCAAUUCCUUCCUGAUUCCAGGAGAAAAAAAAAAUUCAGAAUAAGAAGAGAGAGAGUGUGUAGUUUUUCUCAUCAAUGGCGUCCAACGGAAAACCCCUGAAACAGAUCGCAGAGUCCUUCCAAGAGAUUGCACUCACUCUGAAUUCGCAAGCCUCUGAUAUUGAGGUCGCCUCAUUUUCGCGUGCUUGCUCUCAUGUCUCUGUCCUCUUUGGGUGUCUUGGACUAGCCUUCAAAUUUGCAGAAAUGGAUUAUGUGGCCAAGGUCGUAGUUCUAGUGGAAGCUUCCAAGUCAAUUGGUACAUUGCAAUCCCUACUUGAUGAUGACAUUCAGCAAAACAGUGUGAGAAAAGGGGGGAGUCAUUCUCGCAACCUUCUUAGGGUGAAGCGUGGGCUUGACAUGGUCAGAGUUCUAUUUGAGAAAAUUUUGAUGAUGGAGGGAAAUUCCCUUAGGGAUCCAGCAUCAGUGGCAUAUGCACAGGUUUUUGCUCCUCACCAUGGGUGGGCCAUUAGGAAGGCUGUUGCUGCAGGAAUGUAUGCCCUUCCUACUAAAGCGCAACUUCUUAAGAAGCUAAAUGAAGAUGAGGCUUCAGCUAGGGUUCAAAUGGAGAGCUAUGUCGCUGCCUCAGCUCCGAUCAUAAAUUACAUCGAUAAACUGUUCCUCUCAAGAGAACUAGGAAUAGACUGGAUACUAAAAGCUCAUCAAACUCUUGGCUUUCAUCAAUGGACGGUUGGGAAGUAAUGUUAUUCCACUCAAACGCUUUCAAAUUGUUUGAUGAGAUUUGAACAAAGAAGCAAUACUCCUUACCAUCUAUUGUUGGACCUUCAGACAGUCUAAAUAGCAGUCAGUAUCUUGUUUGAAACCAAAACUGGUAGAAUGGAAUACUUUGUUACGAGAUGAAAAGUAGAAUAUCUCUGAGAUGGACAUUUAUUGAAUCCAGAAAAUUCUCUGGAAGAAUCUACAGUAAUUCA